CUGGCUCAGAGCGUGGAGAUCAGGGCACGCUUCUGAACCAGCACUUCCCUUUCUCAGUCUUCCCAUCUGCCAGGAGCUGGCUUCCCCCACAUCGGGUCUGAGCAGGACUCCUGGUGCCCAGUCUGCCAGGAGACCCUCUUCGCUUGCUCUCAGGGGGAGACGGAGUCAGGAAACCUCUAAGUCUUAAGACUGCUGCGAGGCUGCACACCCACACUUGACGUCAGAGCCUGAGUCGUUCAGAUUCCUGCUCUAGCAGGCCUAACCCCUCUGGGUGGACGAGCACUGCUAAGAGGAAGAGAGGGAACAUCACAGUUGAUGUCCUGGCGCCCACAGUACCGCAGCUCCAAGUUCCGGAACGUCUACGGGAAGGUGGCCAACCGGGAGCACUGCUUCGACGGGAUCCCCAUCACCAAGAAUGUGCAUGAUAACCAUUUCUGCGCCGUCAACGCCCGCUUCCUGGCCAUCGUCACCGAGAGCGCCGGUGGUGGCUCCUUCUUGGUCAUCCCGCUGGAGCAGACGGGCAGGAUUGAGCCCAACUACCCCAAGGUCUGUGGUCACCAGGGCAAUGUGCUGGACAUCAAGUGGAACCCCUUCAUCGACAACAUCAUCGCCUCGUGCUCGGAGGAUACGUCGGUGCGGAUCUGGGAGGUCCCCGAGGGCGGGCUGAAGCGGAACAUGACAGAGGCACUGCUGGAGCUGCACGGACACAGCCGGCGCGUGGGGCUGGUGGAGUGGCACCCCACCGCCAACAACGUCCUGUUCAGCGCCGGCUAUGACUACAAGGUCCUCAUCUGGAACCUGGAUGUGGGCGAGCCUGUGAAGAUGAUCGACUGCCACUCGGAUGUGAUCCUCUGCAUGUCCUUCAACACCGAUGGCAGCCUGCUCACCACCACGUGCAAGGACAAGAAACUGCGCGUAAUCGAGCCCCGCUCGGGCCGCGUGCUGCAGGAGGCGAACUGCAAAAACCACAGAGUGAACCGAGUGGUCUUCCUGGGGAACAUGAAGCGGCUGCUCACAACGGGGGUCUCCCGGUGGAACACGAGGCAGAUCGCUCUCUGGGACCAGGAGGACCUCUCCAUGCCGCUGAUCGAGGAGGAGAUCGAUGGGCUCUCCGGCCUCCUGUUCCCCUUCUACGACGCGGACACCCACAUGCUCUACCUGGCCGGAAAGGGCGAUGGAAACAUCCGGUACUACGAGAUCAGCACGGAGAAGCCCUACCUGAGUUACCUCAUGGAGUUCCGCUCCCCAGCCCCGCAGAAAGGCCUGGGGGUGAUGCCCAAGCACGGGCUGGACGUGACCGCCUGCGAGGUGUUCCGCUUCUACAAGCUGGUGACUCUCAAGGGCCUGAUCGAGCCCAUCUCCAUGAUCGUGCCACGGAGGUCGGAUUCCUACCAGGAAGACAUUUACCCCAUGACGCCGGGCACCGAGCCAGCUCUGACCCCCGACGAGUGGCUGGGAGGCAUCAACCGAGACCCCGUGCUGAUGUCCUUGAAAGAAGGCUAUAAGAAGUCCUCCAAAAUGGUGUUCAAGGCUCCCAUCAAAGAAAAGAAGAGUGUUGUGGUCAACGGAAUAGAUUUGCUAGAGAAUGUCCCACCCAGGACAGAGAACGAGCUCCUCCGAAUGUUCUUCCGGCAGCAGGAUGAGAUUCGGAGGUUGAAGGAGGAGCUGGCCCAGAAGGACAUCCACAUUCGGCAGCUCCAGCUGGAGCUGAAGAACUUGCGCAACAGCCCCAAGAACUGCUAGCCCCACGGGGUGGCCUCCCAGGCCGGCCUCCCGUCCCUGGUCCUCCCUCAUCCCUGAGCCCAGCGACGAGCUGGGGCUGGAGUGGGGGGAGAGCUCAGGGCCCACCUGCCGCUUGAGAACUGGAAGCUGACCUCUGACCUCUCGACCUCGUGCACUCAAGUCCCCAGCCUCUCCUGGAGACCCGUGCUGGCAGCCCCUUCCCCUGCCACACCAGGAGCCCUGGCGUCCCCCCGGCCGGGCGGAGACCACGGACGCCCCGAGGGGUGCCCUCAGUGGACCAAGGAGUAGAGGGGAAGCCAAGACUCCAGUGGACCUGGAAGCUGCACUUCUCCCCUGCCAAGGGACUGCCGGGACAUCUCAGCAGUCCCUGCUGGGCUCACAGCGUCCCAGUGACACGCAGCAAGGGCUGGAUCGCAGGCACCUGCGGUCCUCCCCGCCCCCGACCCCGCGCCCUCUCUUCCCGGCAGCCCUGGACGCCUGACUCACCUGACGAGGUUGCGAGCGGCCCAGCUCCACUCUGUCUCUUGCCCCUCUCUCUUGUCUUCAGGGAAUUAAGAGGAUCGUUCACCAAGGCCAUAAUGACCCCUUGCCUUCCCCUGAUGCUGUUCAAAGCUCUGGCCACACCCUUUCCCCAUUUACUUUCUGAGGUAGGCAGGGUAGGGAAUACUGUCCCCAUUUUACAAAUGACAGAACUGAGGAAUGCAAUGGGGAAGAGACUGAGUCACCCAGCAGGUCACAGUGGGCUCAGGACCAGGGCCGCUGGUGUCCAGGACCUGGGGCCCCGGCCCUUCCUAUUGUAUCAAGAUGCCAGUCCUCCAGGGGCUUCUCCAGGGCCCGGGUCUCUGGAGGAGGAGGACCACCUGCCAAUGCCAGUAGUGCCAACGUGUCACACUGCCCUCGGUGCCCCUGCACCCCCCCCGGCCCCCCCGAGGACUCCCUCUGAGAUGAGGCCUCUUCCUCCUGGAAGGCGAGGCUGAGCAGGGUGGAGCAGCCCUGGGGACAGCGGCACAGGGGCCUCUCACCCUGCUCUCAGCCACGCAGCCUUACGCUUGUAGGACGACCACAGCCCCACAUCAGCACAGCACUUUAAAGUUUGCACAGUUCUGCGACACAUAGGAUCCCAUUUGAGCCUCACCUUUGUUCCUGGAGGUGGGGCGCAUUCUCCCCACUUUGCAGAUGAGGAAACUGAGGCCCGAGGUCACAGGAUCCUGGGAGAUGCCACAUUUCACUUGGUCUUCUGCAAUUUUCUUUUUUUUUUCCCAUCCUUUCACCCUUCACUUCUCACUACCCACAGAGUCCAUGAACACUGUUCUCAGAAAACUCACAGUUUGGGGGUGAGGUCUGGCCUGCGGACCAAGAAAUGGGUGUUCACCCUUCUCUCUCAUUAGCCUGGAUCUUCCAGACGCAUUAUGCUCCACACCCGCUUGUCCAGUGGCCGCCCUGCAGGACAUCCAUCCACAAGGCUGGGUUCCCGGAGCCCCUGAGGCGGCCUGGGCGGGGAACGCCCCCCAGCCCCUUGGGGUUCUCCGCCAAGAGCCCUCCACCGCCUCACCCCAGACCCGCAGCUAGGCUCCGUCAGCUCUCACCUCCUCCCCCCACGCGUCCGAAGCUUUUUUCUUCCCCACUGACCUUUGUGGUCCUCUGUGACUAUUUAUGCUGCCUCCUGAGGACAGAAUUGAAAUAAAGUGUUUUCAACUUACCAGA
Molecule: messenger RNA, 3447 nt
Organism: Vicugna pacos (alpaca)
Lineage: Eukaryota; Metazoa; Chordata; Mammalia; Artiodactyla; Camelidae
Gene: CORO2B
Product: coronin 2B
Molecular function (GO): actin filament binding
Source: RefSeq, a predicted model, not a curated record